This is a messenger RNA of Stegodyphus dumicola, 5559 nucleotides long. It is a transcript of the gene Vinc, whose product is annotated as vinculin. The record is from RefSeq and is a predicted model, not a curated record. Gene Ontology annotation, molecular function: structural molecule activity; actin filament binding. Gene Ontology annotation, biological process: cell adhesion. Gene Ontology annotation, cellular component: actin cytoskeleton. Lineage: Eukaryota; Metazoa; Arthropoda; Arachnida; Araneae; Eresidae.
AUUUUUGGAAAUAUUAUGCAUUUGGGAAUAUAUUAUCUCUGUAGAUUAUUUAUACAACUUUCUAUUAAUAUAGAUGAGGCACCUCCACGUCCUCCUCUACCCAAUUCAGAAGAAAAUCCUCCUCCUCGUCCACCUCCUCCAGAAACUGAUGAUGAAUUUGAGGCUCAUUUUCCAAUCAUUCAACCUAACCAACCAAUAAUGGUGGCUGCUCAUGGCUUACAUCAAGAAGUUAAGCAGUGGUCCAGUAAGGAUAAUGAAAUAAUUGCUGCUGCUAAGAAAAUGGCAUUACUAAUGGCCAAACUAAGUCAACUUGUCAGAGGUGAUGGUGGAUCCAAAAGAGACCUUAUAGCAUGCUCUAAGGAUAUUGCUGAAGCAUCGAAAGAAGUCACCCGUCUAGCUAAAGAACUAGCUCGAAUGUGCACAGAUAAGAGAAUGAGAACUAAUAUUCUCCAAGUCUGUGAACGUAUCCCUACUAUUAGUACACAGCUUCGAAUUUUAUCUACGGUUAAAGCUACAAUGCUUGCUGGCCAAGGAACAGACGAGGAUUUGGAAGCCACAGAAAUGUUGGUUGGCAAUGCUCAAAAUUUAAUGCAAUCUGUGAAGGAAACAGUUCGUGCAUGUGAGGCUGCAUCCAUAAAAAUACGCACUGAUUCUGGUAUUCGAGUCCGCUGGAUCCGUAAGCAACCUUGGUAUCAAUAUUGAAGAGAAGACUAAUCUUUACAUUAUUAUGCAAUUAAUUUACUAACUUCUGUUGAAACGCUAACUAGAUUUAAUCUAAUUUUUAAAUUUUUGACAUGUUUAUUUACAUUUAAACGUUGUGACUAAUGUAAUGUCCAUCUUAUGGUUCCUUUAACUUUAAAUAGGAAGUCUUUUUGUAUCAUAAUUGUUUCUUUGGGUCAUACGUUAAAAAGAGUUUAGUUUUUAAUAUACCUUUUUUUAAAAUUACGUAGACUAGUGUAGACUUGACUAUUUUCCGUUUCUGAAAACCUUUUACUAUUUUCAUUUCCUAGUUUUGUGCACUUAAUUGUUAUAACUUAAUGUGUAUCAGUACUUGAUCAUGUGUGUUGACUUAUAAGCUGUUAUCAUUUUCAUUUAUUUUAUAUUCUUUACAUGUUCAAAAAUUGUAAUUGUGUGCCUCGUAUAAGGAAAACUGUUUCGUAUUUUCUGUGACAUGCUAGCUUAUUAUAGAAUAAUAGGAAAAGGAAAGCUAUUUUGUCUAAAAUAUGUUAAAGUUUAAGAACAUGUGGUUGUGUCAGAAAAAAAUGGAUGUGAAGUGCGUAUAAUGUUGUUACAUGAAAAGUUUUAUUUCAGAGCAAAAUAUUAUUGUUUGUUAUUGUUAAAUUUAGAAUUUAAAAAUUAAGUCUGUUGCAAAUAAGAAUAAAACUUAAGAAUGUUAUCUUGUCUACCAAUUUUACGAAUCUAUAUGUAAUUGCUGCCUUAUUCCUCAUAAACUUUGGUGAGCUUUCUUGAGGAUAUGUAAGCUAAUAUUGGAAUAUAUUGUAAAUUUUAAAAAAUUAUAUUUUUGCAGAUAUAUUGUACUGUUUCUUCCAUGAUAAUUUUUCUGCUUCUCAUUAAUUUUCUUGCUUUAUAUGUAUGUAUUUUGAGAAUAUGUUCUGAUACUAGGGAUGGUACAUAGUGAAAAAGCUAUGUCGAUGUAUGUUGUAAAUAUAUCUUGUGCGAAAUUGUAUUGUUGACUUGGGAAUGUAAUUGUUGACUUUGCUUUGUGCUUGAUAAUUGUUGAAAAUGCUAUAAUAAUAAUGCAAUUUGGAGCCAUUUCCUUUGUUUUGCCAAAGUGUUCCUAAUAUAUUUGAUAAAGUUGAAAUUUUAAGCUCAUUCUAACUGAGCAGUAUUGCAUUGUUUUAAUCAAAUAUUCUUCCAGUGUAAGUUAUGAGGUAAUUGUGCAUUUUUUAAAAAAAUAUUUGUAUGGUGCAAUAUUUAAACCUUUUCUUAUUCUCUUUACACAUUUUUAAAGUAUGUAGGUAAUGAAAACUAAAGUAUGUAUUUAUUUGAAGGUAUUAAUGCAUAUACAUGUGCUCUGGUGGGUGUAGAUAUGCUCAUUGGAGUUCAUAUUUAAAGGUUGUUAAAUGAUGCAAAGAUUUCAGUCAUUUGAAAAUAUUUAGAAUAUGAUAUAACUCAGCAUGUACUUUUAAAAUAACGCACACAUUUUUCAUUACCAUUAUUUGCUACUGUAGAAAAAUUACCAUAGUUUGUUUCUGUUAAAAUAGGAACUACAAGGCUGUUGUCAGCCUUCUUCAUUUGCAAAAAUAAUGCAUGCCAUCAUCACCACACAAGACUCAUUAUUUUCUCCACCGCAUGUAAGACUGUAGUUAGGUCAGCCUCCAUUCGCCUGCUUUUCAUGUAGCAAAGCAUGAUAAGCGGAAUUGGAGGAAGCAAUAAGGUGAAUUGAAAAAUCUGCUGCUUCAGUCAUUCCCCAUCAUUAGGAGUCUGUAUAGGCAGCAGGAAAUGACAUCAGAGUUCAUAUUUUUAAGUAAUAUUCCAUUGAUAUUACCUAAUUUGAUAAGAAAUGUGAUUAUCUUUGACUGUAAAGCAGUUCUUAAUGAUGUGUAAAAUCCGUAUUAUGUUUAUCCACCUAAAAGCUUUUUAGAGAGGAUUUCUGAGAUCGUGUUUUACAUCAGAAAGUGAUUCUGAAUACAUGCUAGUACUGAGAACAUUGCUUUGUAUUUAUUUACUUCAUUGUUUUAAAAUCAUUCUCUUUUUGAACUUUACAAGUACUUAUUUAUGGAAAUAUUUAUAAAAAAAUGGACUACUGUUGUGGGAAGCAUGAUUAUUAUAGUAUUGUGUUCAUAAGUCUUUUGCAUUUAAAGGUGUUUUUCAGGGAUUACUUCUCAUAGAAUUGUGCACUAAUAUGCUAAGCUAAAAUAUGGCUCUGUCAAAAUAAAUUUCUCAAUAAAAACACUUUUUUAUGAAAUUGCUAUUUCUUUAUUCAUGUUAUAGUUAAGCUGUGUUUAUGUAAAUUGAAUACAUACCCUAUUUACCCUUAGCUGAAAGUUUUUUAAGUAUUCACAUAAUCUUCCCCAUCUUCAAGAUAAGUCAGAAAGCAAGCUUUCUUAAAUUUUAAAAUGGUUUCAACUAUAUAGAUCAUUUUCAUCUUACAAAUUGAUUUGCAUGUGGAUUUUGGCUGCAUGGGCUCUAAACAAUAAUAGUGAAGAACUUCAAGAAAAUGAAGAUAUCUCAUGCUCGUGAUGAUUCUAAAGCUCAUUGCAGGUGGGAAGACAGAUUGAAUGGUGAUGAUGGCAAUGACCUGCAGGCUGUAGCAGACAGCAGUUCCAAAAGUAUAUAAUGAUUUGAGGCCUAGGAAGUAGGAGUUGAAAGUAAUAAAAGUGAGAUUCCAUAUACAGGAAGUAAAAAUGACGAUAUCUUAUUGAUAAUAUUACUGUGUAAAUCUUAUUGGAAUGUAGUUUUCUUUUAAAUAAAUAAUAUUGUUAUAGUUACUGUUAGUUUAUCCAUAAAAACUUUUCAUUUGUUAGUUUGUGUGACUAAAUUAGUAAUAAGAGAGGGGAAUUAUGUGAGUAAAUGGCAUUCAUAAAAAAUUGUGGAGAUCUCUGUAAAAAGGUUAUAAAUAUUCAUCUUCCGUCCAUUUAGUGAUUUAUGAUAUUUUAAGAGCUCACUUCUAGAUGUUUUUUCCUUUAAAUUUAAAUCUUCCUUUAGUAAAGACUCUUUGGGGGGCAGCGAAAUUUAUCAUUGAUGAUUCAUUUUUAAACUAAUCCUACAGUAUAGUUUAUUUCAGCUACAUUGGAUGUAAAACUGGUAGUUCUCAUAAAAUGUUUCAAUGUCAGUUCGCUUAAAGAUAGCAGAGCUUAGUUUAUUGUCUUCAGUAUCAGAAAUGCCAUAAUGAAAAAAAAUCACGUUUUCUAUUUAACUGUAAUAAAUUACUGCAUUAAUUCUAAUUUUAUGCAUGAAUUUAUUAAAUACAAACUAAUUUUUGUAAAUUUUCCUUUUUUAUGAUUACUAAUAUGCCUAUGAAAUUUGUUAUGGCUCUUUGUGCAGUUGCAGCACGUUGUUGUGAUUCGUGCUUUUCCCAAAAUUAUGAAUAUUUAAAAAUAAAAAGUUCUUGAAUCAUGCUAGUGUUCUCAGUUUGAAUCUCUGUUUAAGGAAUGUAUUCUCAAGGGAUAUGCAGAUGAGAAUUUACUUGACGAAUAAACAUAAGUAUGCCAUAUGUGCAAUUAGUUUGAUUAAUUUGCUUUCCAAUUUUUUGUUUGUUGGAUUUAAUUUUGAUAAGAUAAAUCAUUUAAUUAAAGUAACUUAGUACUUGUUUUAAAAAUUCUAACAUAUCAUGAAUUGUAAUCUUUAUCAGUUUUUAUUAUACUAAUGUGUCUGUUGACUUUGAAGUUUUCUGCCAUAACUCUGUUAUGAUGAAUGAGUAUUUAUUUUUAGCACUCUUUAUUAGAUCUUUACUUUGGUAAGUGCAAUAUAUAUUAUUGAUAUGUUGCAAUAUAAUAACUGUAAAGAAUGAAAUGGAACAGAUGUUCUUUGUCCUCUGAUACCUGUUUUUAAAAUUUUUUGUUAUAAAUUUAUGUAUGUGGUUACUUUCAUUUUAGAAUAUGUAAAAAUGAGUAUUUAAUAAUUUUAAAUUUACAUUUUUGUUUAUAAGCAGCAUUUGGCAUAUCAUGAAAAGUUUUAUUCUGUUCUUAUAAAAAUAUUAAUUCGAGUAUAUUCAAAUUGAAGUUUAAGAUAUUUUCUUGUUAAGCUAAAAAUUCAACAUCUGCAUAUGAUUUUAGUUUUUAUAUGUAUUAUUUACAAAAAACAUGUUUCUAUUAUAGUCUGAUGAGGCAACAUUUUUUGUUACUCUUUUAUAUGUACUAGUUGUCUUUUGAUACAAAAGUUUAAGGCAUGUAUUGUGUAGCAUAUAUAAUUUGCAUUUUCCUGGUUUGCAAAGGUUUAUAUUCUCAUCUUAUUAUUAUCAGCAUCUAGAAAAUAUAUUUUUCAAGAAAAAAAUAAGUUUUUCUGCAAUUCUCUAACUAGCAAAAGGUCAUAAAAAUUUUGCUGCCAUUUAUAAUUCAUUUUACUUCAGUAAGCAAUUAUUGCCACAUCUGUAAGAAUUUUUCUUGUCAUGAGCAAUUUAAUUAAUGUAAUUUUUGUUAAUUGCAUUAAAAUUGUAUUUUUAUUUGUAAUGUGAUUCAGUGUAUAAGUUGUGCACAUUUUAUCAAAAUGUUUCAGUAUAUUUUAUGUUAUUAAUAUCCUUCCGUUUUAUUAAAAGAGAAGCAUUUGCUAUUGGUAAUAAUUCCAAAUAACCUUUGGUACAUAUAAACAAAGAAAAAAUAUGUUUGAAGUACUUAAAUUUUUUUUGGGGGGGAAGAGUCCAUAGAUAGGUUAGUGAUAAUAAAAGGUUAAUUACUAUGUUAGUAUGAAUAAGAACAAUAAUGAAAACGUCUGUCAAUUAUGAACCUGUGAUAAAUAGUUUUGAUCAUAAUUUAUUAUAAUUUAUAUAAGAAUUGUGCUUACGUCAAUCAAUUUAUCUUCAGUAAAAUCUUACUUAGAUUGUAUUUUACAGCUGUUUGAAGAUUUAUUGUUUUAAUAAAGUAAAUGUUUAUGGAUGUA